Plectropomus leopardus (leopard coralgrouper) is the source of this 1119-nucleotide messenger RNA. NCBI's taxonomy places the organism in Eukaryota, Metazoa, Chordata, Actinopteri, Perciformes, Serranidae. The record is from RefSeq and is a predicted model, not a curated record.
UGAUGAAGAUGAUGAAGAUGAUGAUGAUGCUCGUGGUGUUUCUGUUCUGUCUGAACUCGGCCUCGGCUGCGAAGCUGAAGGUGGUGCAGACGGAGGGGGGGAAGGUGGAGGGGAAGAAUCACAAGAUGGGGCUGCUCAGGUCCGUCGAUGUCUUUAAAGGAAUCCCCUUCGCUGACGUUCCCGGGAAGUGGGAGAAACCCAAACCUCAUCCUGGAUGGAGCGGAGUCCUGAAGGCAACACAAUAUCGGGAUCGCUGCCUACAGGUGACGCUGCUGCAGACAAAAACCCAGGGCAGCGAGGACUGUCUCUACCUGAACAUCUUUGUUCCUCAGGGACUGAAAUUGUCCACCAACCUCCCCGUGAUGGUGUACCUGUUCGGAGGAGCCUUCCUGUUGGGGACGUCCAACGACGUGGCGAUCCUCGGCGACUCGCUGUACGACGGGAAGGAGAUGGCCGACAGGGGCGAGGUCAUCGUGGUCACGGUGAACUACCGGGUCGGUACGAUGGGUUUCCUGAGCACCGGAGACGCCCGACUGCCAGGUAACUACGGUCUGUGGGAUCAGCACGCUGCCAUCUCCUGGGUCCGCAGGAACAUCGCCGCGUUCGGAGGAAACCCUGACAACAUCACCGUCUUCGGCCAAUCAGCCGGAGCCGCCAGCGCCAGUUUCCAGAUGCUGUCCCCUCACAAUAAAGGGUUAUUCCGCAGAGUGAUCACGCAGUGUGGCGUGGCCCUCAGUCCCUGGGCCCUGCAGAGGGACCCCAUGGCUCUCACCAAGAAGAUCGCUCGUAAAGUCGGCUGCUCGAGGACCAACGUAGACGACAUGCUGACGUGUUUGAAGAUGAGCGACCCGGUCGGUCUGACCAUGGCGGGAAAAAUCGACGUGCUGCUGAUUCUGGGGAAAGGCGUGGUCAUGGAUCUCCUGGAGAUCUCUCCGGUGGUCGACGGUGACUUUAUCCCUGAUGAGCCCAGUAAGCUGUUUCACAACGCGGCUCAGUUUGAUUACAUGGCCGGGGUCAACAGCAUGGACGGACACAUCUUCGCCGGAGUCGAUGUUCCUUCUAUCAACCAGAGGAAGGCCAACACCACCAUGUGAGUACCUAAAGCCCUGCUUCAGGAAC